Messenger RNA from Haliotis rubra (blacklip abalone), 3474 nucleotides. RefSeq names its product PAX3- and PAX7-binding protein 1-like. Gene Ontology annotation, molecular function: DNA binding. Gene Ontology annotation, cellular component: nucleus. Gene Ontology annotation, biological process: mRNA splicing, via spliceosome. The transcript has 18 exons. The coding region runs from base 45 to 2618 and encodes 857 amino acids. NCBI's taxonomy places the organism in Eukaryota, Metazoa, Mollusca, Gastropoda, Lepetellida, Haliotidae. The record is from RefSeq and is a predicted model, not a curated record.
AACAUCUCUUUCGCAGGUUAUAAAAUUCGGCAUACGAUUUGCAAAUGGCGACAAUGUUCAAGAAGCCUAAACGUAAUUUCCGAAGAAAAGUUGUUACAGACAGUGAUUCUGAUCAGGAAAACGAAAAUAAACUCUCAGAGGUUGAUAAUGAAGAAAAUGGAAAUUAUAUGGACAUUGACGAUGAUUGUCCAGACAUUUUGCGUGCACCGCCGCCACUGCCACCGCCACCACCACCAAUUCCGGAGUUAAAGAAAGUGAAGAAAAAGAAACGUGAUAAAGAAUUAGACCCUUCGAAAGUCAAACCGCUCAGUUUUGACACAGAGGAAGAUGGUGACACUGAAGUGUUUAAAGUCAAGAAAUCUAGUCACAGUAAACGUAUUGCCAAACAGCUGAAGAAGGAAAGCCUGAAGGAGAAAGAGGAAAAUCCAGACAGUCCAAAGAAAGAAGAGAAGGAAAUUAAGGAAGAGCCUCAGGAAAUUGCUGAAGAAAAACUGAAGAAACUAAGAGAAGAGAUCAGAACUUUGAAUGGGGAUGAAGACGAAGAUGAAGAAAGUGAUGAGGAUGGGAAAAUGGUUUUCAGGUCGAUGUUGGCAAGAGGUGAGAUCCCAGAUGCACGGACCAUCCACAUGAUUCGAAAACAGCGGCAGAUGGCAAGAGAACUGGGAGAUGAAAUACCUCUUGAAGAACCAGAGGCACCAAACAAAACAACUGCUAGACUUGUCAGGGAUGAUGAGAAUGACCGCAGUGACGAGGAAGACCGGAUCGACUUCACCAUUGACACUGCUGCUCGUGAUCUGCAGCGGAUGAGAGACGACUUUUUAGCAGCCGAGCAUGGGAGUGACAAUGAAGGAAGUGACCGAGAGAUCCAGGAGUGGGAAGCCCAGCAGAUCCGGAAGGCAGUGACUGCAGCUAACAUACAGCAGGUGUCAUCGAGCCAGGAUGAGUAUGAAGCAAAGACAAGUUCCCCGCAGAAUUACUCGAUAUUCAACAAUGGAGACUCUCAGAAGACCAAGUUUGAGCCAUUCCAGGCCCUGUCCAAGACAGCUGAUGCCUCCCAGCUGACAAUCGAGGCCAUCAGGAGGCGAAUGCAAGAGAGGCUCCACGUAAUGGACGAAGUUUACAGGAGUCAUAAGAUGGAACGUGACAGACUGGCAACUGAGUUUGUCGACACCCAAACUUGCAUUGAAGAGUGUGAAGGGAAAUGCAGCAGUUUGGGGGAACGCUAUAAGUUCUUCCAAGAAAUGAGGGGGUAUGUGAGAGACUUGGUUGAGUGUCUAAACGAGAAGGUGCCCCUGAUCAAUGACUUGGAGACUCGCAUGCUUCACUUACUGAAACUGCGGGCCGAGAAUCUGCUGCAACGGCGGCAGCAGGAUGUCCGAGACCAGUGUCAGGACUACAUGACAAGUAAGGCUGCCUCUAAGGUUAUAAUGGCCAGUAAUGAGGAACAGGCGAGACAGCGACGGGUAGCUGAGCGGGAAGCACGAAGGUUAGUCACGUCGGCGCGCCGUGCUCGAGAAGCCAAAAAUAUUCGCGGCCACCAUGAUGGUCUCUCUUCAGAUGAUGAAGAAAGUCAAACUGAUAUCUCUAAGUUCACUAUGGAAAAAGACUCCCUGGAGUCAAGUGCUAAGACCUUGUUCGAAGACGUGCUGGAAGAUUUUUGUGAGGUUGAUUGUAUCCGUAGUCAGUUCGAGCAGUGGAAGUUCAGGUAUGGAGAUUCCUACAGGGAGGCUUACAUUGGGCUGUGUCUCCCCAAGUUGUUCAACCCUCUCAUCAGACUGCACACUCAAAAUUGGAAUCCACUUGAGGAGAACUGUGUUGACUUUGAAGAGAGUCAGUGGUACAGCUGUCUAGUUUUUCUGGGUCUUCACCAUGAAGAGGAUGAGGCCUCCAUAGAAGAUGAUGACGUUAAAUUAUUACCAGCAAUUGUGGAUAAAAUAAUUUUACCAAAGCUCACAAUGCUAGUGGAAACAGUUUGGGACCCAAUGUCAACAAUACAGACCUCAAGACUAGUGAACCUCGUACAGCGACUGAUCCGCGACUACCCCACUGUCAAUGGAGACGCCAAGAAUACUCAGGCAUUACUGAAGGCCAUCUCCAGCAGGAUGAAGAAAACCCUGGAUGAUGAUGUCUUUAUGCCUAUGUAUCCCAAAAAUGUUUUAGAGAACAGAUCUGGUGGCCCAGCUGUCUUCUUCCACAGACAGUCCUGGACAUGUAUCAAGUUACUUGGCAACAUCCUGUCAUGGUUUGGAAUCCUUGCUGAUCAAGUUUUACAACAGAUAGCCUUUGAUGGGCUGCUCAACCGAUACAUCAUCCUGAGUCUGCACACUGGCUUCUGUAACAAGGAUGCUCUGGAGAAAACUAACGCAAUCAUAUCCACACUACCUAAGGCCUGGUUCACCCGAGCAGACACAGACAAGACGAUGCCCCAGUUGGAGCCUCUGUGUCGCUACCUCACGCUCUACGCUGAUACUGUGCACAAGUCCACCAUGUUGGGCUCCGAUGCCGGGCGGCAUGAGGGCAGAGAAAACAUAAAGCAAGUGAGCAAGAUGUUUGUGAACAUCCAUGCUCUGGAUCACGCCAUAUUCCUUUCGAACGAGUACAGCUUCAAGAUCUCAUAGUGAACAGCCCUCAUGUUGCCCUGUGUAUCAUAGCUGUGACAUGACAAUAGAUGAAUGUUUCACCACAAACCUCAACCCCCACCUUCAUGACCAAUCAUCCUUUCCUGCUGGGAGAAAAACGGGACUGGAAUUUCAAGAGGUCCAGAACUCAUUACUGUGUUACAUUUAAAGUGGCAAAUAUGGGACAGACAUCAACUCGAUCUUAUUGAAAACAGUCACAUGAGGUUUCCUUUGUAUGUGGAAACAUAUUCUUGCUUCUAGGGCAUUACCAGGGCAGCAUCCUUUCUUGAAGAUGGUCGAAUAUUGUGGCAAAUCUCAAUUAUCACUGACCGUUAAUAAAAGAAAAUGACAGAAUAGGUCCUUACAACUUGGCCAUAUUUCAAAGCUUCAGAGCUAAAUUUUCUUUCUUUCAGAGAUAUAUGUUACAAUGUUAUAGUUAUUAUCACAAGGUAAGAGAAAGCGAUUAUACUUGCCUGGAGUCCCUGUGAUGCUUGGUGUCCACCAGAUGUGGUCCCUGUGUGAUGACACAAGAUGGAUGGAAACUGUCCCAAAGAUUCAUCCUUUGUCUUCAACCUUAUUUGUGUGGAUGUGCAUGGAGGAAGAUCAUCAUUUUCUCCUCUAAUACUGAUUAUAGAUCCAUAAGUUGUGUUCCUCAACACAUGAAUACAGCCACUGCAGAUCUGACACAACAGGUUAUCGCAGAACGUGCUGUAGCUUUGACUCAUUCGCCGAUUUAAUACAAAAUUUAGCUUUCACAGAUUUUCAGAAAAGAAGAAUAAUCAGGGAUGGAAAUUUUCCGCUGAUCCACAGAUUUCUGCCAAUUUUAUUUCAAAUCGAUCAAUUCGAUGACACAAUA